CCUGUCUGCUCCCGUCGGGCUGCCUCCUUCGGCUGCUUCUCAGGCGGAUUCCUGCGGUGUCUGCACAGCAGGGCACCCGCCUGCCAGGAUGGCAACUUCCAACCUGGAGAACCAGCUGCAGAGCGCCCAGAAGAACCUGCUGUUCCUGCAGCGGGAACACGCCAACACGCUGAAGGGGCUGCACGCCGAGAUCCGGCGCCUGCAGCAGCACUGCACAGAUUUAACCUAUGAGCUGACUGUAAAGAGUUCAGACUUGUCAGGAAACGGUAACUCAAGGAGUGAUGAGCUCAAAAGAAAGUGUGAAGAUCUUGAAGCUCAGCUGAAAGCCAAAGAGGCUGAAAAUAACGAAUUAUUGAAAGAACUGGAGCAAAAGAAUGCCAUGAUCAUGGUGCUGGAGAACACUAUUAAAGAGAGAGAAAAGAAGUACUUGGAAGAGUUGAAAAUGAAAAGCCAUAAGCUCAACAUGUUGUCCAGUGAACUAGAGCAGAGAGCGAGCACCAUUGCCUAUUUAACUUCUCAGCUGCAUGCUACCAAGAAGAAGCUGAUGAGUUCCAGCGGGACCUCGGAGGGGACCCCUUCCAGCAGCCCCGUCCUGUCCAGCUACAAGCCGUCCCCUCCCAAGGACAAGCUGCCGGAGACGCCGCGGCGCAGGAUGAAGAAAAGCCUCUCCACGCCGCUCAACCCCGAGUUCGAAGAGGUCUACAGAAUAGGGUCAGAGAGCCGCAAGCUGCUGUUGAGGGAGCCCGUGGACGCCAUGCCCGACCCCACUCCCUUCCUGCUGGCCAGGGAGACGGCAGAGGUACACCUCAUUAAGGAGAGGCCCUUAGUUAUCCCUCCCAUCGCUUCGGAUCGCGCGGGCGGCGAGUCGCAGAGCCCGGCCCGGGAGAAGCCGCACAAGGCGCACAUCGGGGUGGCACAUCGCAUCCGGCACCCCGCGCCCGCCCCGCCGCAGCCGCAGCUCGAGACGCUGGCGGUGGACCAGGUCCACGGAAGCAAAGUGGUCAGAAAGCACUCAGGGACAGACAGAACUGUUUGAGGAAAAAAAAAACCCCACUGAAACGCUCUACUCUGUUGCUGUUGAUGCACUGUGAUCCUGUAGGAUAAAUAGCACCUGCAGUAAAGUUCCUUUUGAUGCCUCAUGCAUGCCAAACUUCUUCCAGAUCCAUCAUUUAAUAGAUAAGCUCCUCUAACCAAACCUAGCAGGACCGUGUUCAUGUGGCAAGGUGCAACUCCCUAAUGCUGUGGCCAAACCGGGGCACCCUCCCGCUUGCUCCUGAGCGCCGCUCCGUGCCGUGUGCCCACGCGCCCGAAGCCAGGCAGAGGCCGCAGCCCCCCGAGCAAAGCCCAACGCCCCCGUGCCCCGCAGAGACUCGCCUCGGCUCUGAACAUCCAGCCUCUCGGUGGUUCCCUUGUCUUCACGUGAGCCCUUCGUGCGCCGGCCCCGUGGCAAAGCCGCUCUCACAGCAGUGCUGCGGAUGUACCCACACCUCGGAGAGAAGCGGGGACUCCGAUCCCUCCACAGGCACCUGCUCUCGAUCGCAAAUUGUGUUCAUAGCUUCUCUUUCUCAAGAUCCCACGAGUCCCAGUGAGCUUUACUUGAUUCACCCUAAAUACUUUGGUUUAUGGCUUUAAGUGAGAAGUGGGGAGGGAGGGAUGAAGCACCCUUUCAAAGGGUUAAUGAUCCUCAGAGAAGGAGUAUGAACACGGGCUUGGUUGGGGGGUUGUUUGGGGUUUGUUUUUAACCUGCAUGGCUCAAUCACCCACCUGACACUGGUCAGUCCUCUGCACUCGUAGCACCUUCUGUACUGGCUCAGAGCUCCUUUCCCAGGGAGAACUUUCCCCUGUGGAACUGGAACUGGGUCUUUAUGCUCUAACCUGCACUUUUUUUUGUAAAGGGGUUCUUUUUUUUGUUUCCUGAAGGCCUUGGCUCUUGUUCUGGGCAUCAUCAGACAGUGCUGAGCUGUCCCUCUAAAAUGUGUGUGUGUGUUUAGUUUUCCAAUGUCUGAUGUAACCACAGCAGAGGAGGAUCCAGCACCCUCGAUUCCUGUCCCUGCAGACUGGGAUGGACUCACUCUGACCCUGACUCCCCUGCUCCUUUCUGCUCCCCAGGCAGACCCAGCAGCUGGUAGGCUGCUUGAUUGGGUCUGUGUGCGUGUUUUCCUAGGAAGGAAACUGCGAGCUGUGAGAGUAGCUCACCUGGGGAAAGGAGCACCAAACUGACCACUUAAAUUCCAAUUAGCACCUCCAGCUCACCUCUGCUUCACUCUUGUCUGCAGCCUCUGAGUAGGACCAGCAAGAAACAAUGGCUCCCAAAUGCUGCUAAGCUUAUGAUGUGCCUUCAAAACCCUGGAACAUGUCAUCUCUGUGAAAAAGCCGCGGAAGGACCCCCCUGCCUGCUCCCCCCUCCCCUCUCCCGUGAGGCAGCGAUAGGGACCCUGCUCACCCCCAGCCCGGGGCAGCUGCGGCGCAGGUGAGGGGAGGCUCGGGAAGGCCCCUCGUUCUGCGGUUGGCUCAGUGUGCUGCAUUAACCAGCA
Molecule: messenger RNA, 2534 nt
Organism: Colius striatus (speckled mousebird)
Lineage: Eukaryota; Metazoa; Chordata; Aves; Coliiformes; Coliidae
Gene: CCDC92
Product: coiled-coil domain containing 92
Exons: 4
Coding region: 89-1036 (315 amino acids)
Cellular component (GO): centriole
Source: RefSeq, a predicted model, not a curated record